AUGGCUACCGCUGCUCACGCUCCAGCUUCGGCUCCUCCAUCAGGGCUCUCGCAUUAUUCCUACCCCCCACAGCCCUCCAUGAUGCAGUCCCAGCAUCAGUACAACCAAGGUCAGCCCGGAUAUCCUUCAUACGGCUACCCGGGCGGAGUGCCUUCGCAGAUUCCGGCUUCCUCGUCAAUGAACCCGGCCAUGGUCCCCUCGACACUGCAACUACCAGCCAUGUCGUCUGGUGCACCUGCAUCAUCACUACCUGGCUCUCAAAGCUACCAAACCCAGACUUUUGACCACACGGGCCAAGUUGCUCCCCCGGGAAUGAAGCCACGUGUGACUGCCACACUAUGGGAGGACGAAGGCAGUCUUUGCUUCCAAGUCGAGGCCAAGGGCGUUUGUGUUGCACGUCGUGAGGACAAUCACAUGAUCAACGGCACAAAGCUUCUCAACGUUGCAGGCAUGACACGAGGUCGACGAGACGGCAUUCUCAAGAGUGAGAAGACACGUCAUGUCGUCAAGAUUGGUCCAAUGCAUCUCAAGGGCGUUUGGAUUCCCUUCGAGCGAGCCCUCGAGUUCGCCAACAAGGAAAAGAUUACAGAGCAGCUGUACCCUCUGUUUGUCCAUGACAUUGGUGCACUGCUAUAUCAUCCGUCUAAUCAGACGAGGUCAAGUGUAGGAAGCGCUGCCAUGGCUGCUGUAGACCGCAACCGAAGACCUGACCCUAUGCAGACUCACCAGCGAUAUCUCUCCGGGCCGGCGGCAUCGCAACCCCCAUCGCUACACCAUCAUCACUCGAUGAGCAACCCAAUUGGCGGUGCCAUUUCUCAACCCCCGCACGCCAUUCAGCCUCAUCCUUCUUCAGGUCGCCCUGGCAUUGAUCGAGCCCAUACUUUCCCCACUCCCCCCACAAGCGCUUCGAGCAUCAUGGGCAUGGGUAAUCAAGGAAGCUCUUACGAAUGGAGCGGUAACAACGUUCAGAACCCCCAGGGCGGCCAGCCGCUAUCCAUUGACACGGGUCUGAGCAACACUCGCUCUGUGCCGACAACACCUGCGAGCACGCCACCGGGAGCUGUCCAGCAGGGCAUGUCGUAUGCAUCUGCGCAGAGCUUCGAUGGAACCAGGCCUUUGUACUCAGGACCCCCCUCGCAGCCUGGCCAGUACGCUCAAGGACAGCCGAUGAUGGGUUACCGACAGGACGGCUCUUACCCAAAGACGGAGAUGGCGCCGCCAUCGCGCAUCACCGAGGUUCCCGAUGAGGGUGAUGUCAAGCAACCUGACGGCAUGAUGCCUCAAGGUCACGAGCAGGUUGCCCCGCCCCCACAAGGCGGCGAAAGCGAACAUGAACAUGGCAACGAGUACACACACUCGAAUGCCUCGUACAACGGCAACCGCGGGCCGUACGGAUACACGCCAACCGGUCCACCAGGAGCCAUGCACCCGGAUCACCCUCACCUCUCGCCAGAGAUGACUGGUUCGCCUCACCAGAACGGCUCCGGGCGUGCUACGCCCCGUUCAGCUGCCGCUGGCCAGCCGCAGUGGAACUCGGGGUACCCCACUCCACAACGUCAAGCACCACCUUCUAGCAAUCUUUACAACGUAAUGAGCGACCCCCGCGGUGCGCCCAACGGUAAUUCGGCCCAUGAUGCCUACCAAGGGCCUGGCGCUGUACCCCAGUAUGCCACGCAAGGAUACCCUCCGUCGAACGGUGUAAACUCGGGUAAACGUGGUCGUGACGAUGAAGACGAAGACCCCUACCGCCCUGACAGCGUUCAAGGGGACGACAUGAGCGGCCUGAAGCGACGCAAGACGCUCGAAGGCGGCGCUGUCGGUGGCCCCUACGCCGACGCUACUCCUGGUCUCCAACGUGCCCACACCAUGUCGGCUCAACGGGCUAGACGGUAA
Messenger RNA from Exserohilum turcica Et28A, 1893 nucleotides. RefSeq lists its product as uncharacterized. Gene Ontology annotation, cellular component: nucleus. The transcript has 4 exons. The coding region runs from base 1 to 1893 and encodes 630 amino acids. The record is from RefSeq and is a predicted model, not a curated record. Gene Ontology annotation, molecular function: sequence-specific DNA binding; DNA-binding transcription factor activity. Lineage: Eukaryota; Fungi; Ascomycota; Dothideomycetes; Pleosporales; Pleosporaceae. Gene Ontology annotation, biological process: positive regulation of transcription by RNA polymerase II.